This is a messenger RNA of Jatropha curcas, 332 nucleotides long. The record is from RefSeq and is a predicted model, not a curated record. NCBI's taxonomy places the organism in Eukaryota, Viridiplantae, Streptophyta, Magnoliopsida, Malpighiales, Euphorbiaceae.
GUUUUUAACUUCGAUUUUUUGUAUGACAUGAAAGUUACAAGAAAAUUGAAAAUUGCAGGUAAGACCUCAUGGCCGGAGCUGCUCGGGGAGAAUGGGAAAGCUGCUGCAGCUCUCAUAGAGAAAGAGAACAAAGAUCUGCACGCUAUCGUGUUGAAGGAAGGAACUCCAGUGACGAAGGAUCUUAGGUGGGACAGAGUCCGGGUUUGGGUCGAUGAAUGUGGUGUGGUCAUUCUAGUUCCUACUAUUGGCUAAUGUUACGUAGUUUUACUUCAUCUCCAAAUAAAUCAUGGAAUGAUUUAAAUUAUAAUGAAAUAAAAAUUUCCUUCAAUAUC